Messenger RNA from Clupea harengus (Atlantic herring), 2850 nucleotides. It is a transcript of the gene ggt5b, whose product is annotated as gamma-glutamyltransferase 5b. Gene Ontology annotation, molecular function: leukotriene-C(4) hydrolase activity; glutathione gamma-glutamate hydrolase. Gene Ontology annotation, biological process: leukotriene D4 biosynthetic process; inflammatory response; glutathione catabolic process. The record is from RefSeq and is a predicted model, not a curated record. Lineage: Eukaryota; Metazoa; Chordata; Actinopteri; Clupeiformes; Clupeidae. Gene Ontology annotation, cellular component: plasma membrane.
GACAGUAGGCUGAAGCAGCGGCGACUACGCAAUUGUCCGCUGUGUGCGCUGGGCUUUUGUCCCUUUCAUGCAAUGUCGUGGGAGGGAUACAUGAUCUUGUCAGCGGGCAGGUUCAGCCUAAAUGUUUCCUGAUGAGAAACAGGAUCACGGUGACAGCUCUGGGCCAAAUUUGACAGCCAAGCGCUCUCCAGGGUUUCAGUUGGACGAGAAUUGGGGAGUUUGGACCUCUUAAGACAUCCUGCCCUCAAGAGGCUUCACGCAUAACACCAUGUAUGGUGAAUCAUAAAUGAAGGACACAAAUAGAAAGUAGCAGAAAUAUUCAAAAGAGGAGUUUUUAGAAGUGCACAACACAUUAAACGUUUUAUGCAAUUCAGAAGAAUUCAGAUUCGCUUUUGAUGUGAAGGACAGCCCCUAUCCCCUCCUCCGUCUGAACCUAACCUCGCAGCAUGGGAUUCCACAUGGCACACUGAAGAGCGCAACUGAAAGAACGGCAACUCUUACAACUCUUAUAGCACAAUGGCCAAAUCCAAGUCACGUUGUCGCUGUCUCCUGUGUUUUGGUUUGUUAUGCGCCGUGGGUGUCGUUGCUGUGUGCUGCAUCGUCUAUUUCUCCAGAGAGCAACCCUCCGAUGGUACCUUCAAGAGCGCAGCAGUGGCUGCAGACUCCGAACUGUGUUCCAAUAUCGGCAGGGACAUGCUGAAGAAGGGGGGCUCAGCAGCAGAUGCAGCCAUCGCUGCCUUGAUUUGCACGUCACUGGUGAAUCCCCAGAGCAUGGGCCUGGGGGGUGGAUCCAUCUUCACCAUCAUGGACAAGGCUGGUAAAGUCACUGUCAUCAGUUCCAGAGAGACGGUCCCCAAUUCCUUCAAAGCUGAUCUGCUGAAGGGCUGCAGUCCAGGACCAUUCCACCAUGGCCCCCAGUGGAUAGGAGUUCCUGGUGAGCUCCGUGGCUACCAGGAGGUUCACCGUCGCUAUGGGAAACUGCAGUGGGCAGAGCUUUUCAAGCCCUCCAUCCGGUUGGCUCGCGAGGGCUUCCGCAUGCCACCCUACCUGGCACAUUUCAUCAAUCACAAAGAAAUGGAUCUAUUGUUUAAGUUUUCAACUCUCUGUGAAGUGUUCUGUCACAAGAACAAAACACGUUUGAACGUUCAGGACACUCUGAGGUACCCAAAGUUGGCCGAAACCAUGGAAACCAUUGCGAAACAGGGGGCCGAUGCCUUCUACACUGGCACCGUUGCAAAUGACUUAAUUCAAGACAUCCGUGAGGCAGGGGGUUCAUUGACUCUGGAGGAUCUGAAGUCUUUCCAAGUGAGAGAGAGUGAGGCCUGGGCCGUCCCAAUGGGAGAGUAUACCAUGCACAUCCCCCCACCACCAGCAGGAGGAGCCAUACUCAGCUUUAUCCUCAACAUCAUGCGAGGCUUCCACCUCUCGCCGGACUCUUUGAGCGGGAAGGAGAAAAUCCACACCUUCCAGCGUUUCAUUGAGGCCUUCAAGUUUGGUAACGGACAGAAGAAGAAUAUCAGAGACCCCAAGUUCAGCAGUGUUAAGGUGCCUUAUUUGAUCAGAGAGGACUUUGCUGCCAAGGUCAGAGGUUUGAUCAGGAACGACAUUACCCACAAUGCAUCUUACUAUAACGUGACGCCGUCACAGGACCGGAUGGGGACCACUCACGUGUCAGUCAUCGCAGAGGAUGGCACCGCUGUUUCUGUCACCAGCACCAUCAACCAAAUGUUUGGGUCCUUGAUCUACUCCAGAAAGACUGGCAUCUUCCUGAACAACGAGCUGGGAGACUUCUGUGGGAGAGCCGAGAGCAUCACUGCAGGUGAGCAGCCACCAUCGUCCAUGGCUCCGGUGAUCCUGCACUCCGAGAAGAAGACCCUGGUGAUCGGGGGAUCGGGGGGCAGCCUCAUCACCUCUGCCAUGGCCCUGUCCAUAGCAAACCACCUGUGGCUGGGGAUGAGUCUUCAGGAUGCGAUUGCGUCUCCCAUCGUUUUUGUGCUUGGCAAUAAUGAUGUCUGCUUUGAGAACGGAUCUGAUCAGGCAGUGAAGGAGGCCUUGCUGAGUUUGGGGCACAAGAAGGGGAACUGGAACUACUUCCUGAACGUGGUGAACGCCGUGUCGAAGGAGAGAGGCAGCAUCCAGGCCGUGUCUGACGCCAGGAAGGGGGGGAAAGUGUCCGGCUACUAACCAGUGACAGGCCAGUGGCUUCAUCCUGACCAGACCAGAACCCUUGACUGACCAGUGGAAGACCAGCACCCCCUACUGAGCUGUGGCUGAUGGCAGUCUCCUUACACUCUACAACCCCAUGACCAGUGGGAUCUCUAAGCACUGUCAGCAAAUAGGGGCUCUCCAGUCAGUCAGCACCCAACCUUAUUCCCCCCAACCCAACAUACACACACAUUCACACACACCGGUGUGGCGGGUACACACACUCACACAUUCACACACCACAUGUGCGUGGCCACACACUCACAUACACACACACACAUUGCCAAUACCACUUUUAGAUGCUAUUGUGACCCGAACCUGCCAUCCCAUACCCCACACACCAUCCCAUACAGAUCUGAGCCAUAUCUGAGCCUGAUGUGUUCCAGAGUUGGCUGCUCUCUGGGCUCUCUGAUAACCCCCCCCCCCCACCCCCUGUCCUCCAGACUUAAGGCCGAAAUAUACUUCUACGACUCUGUUACUGCAUGGUCACGCAGUUGCUUCGACAGACUUGUGAACAUUUAUAGUUCUCCGUCGGUUGGUGGGUGCGCAAAGCAAUUUAAAAAAAAGAUUUGUAUUUGUAUUUGUACCUAAAAGUUGUUUGUUUGACUUUUUUUUUGCUUAGAUUUUUUAAAGUUACAGAGAAAU